Molecule: messenger RNA, 538 nt
Organism: Exserohilum turcica Et28A
Lineage: Eukaryota; Fungi; Ascomycota; Dothideomycetes; Pleosporales; Pleosporaceae
Exons: 2
Coding region: 104-304 (66 amino acids)
Source: RefSeq, a predicted model, not a curated record
GUGCUAGAGAACUUACCCUUCCAGUUCAGCUAUUGCCGGUCCCUUCUUCCUUUUUCCAAGAGCGUGUUCAAAGUAACUGGACCACCUGACCGCAUGCACGAAUAUGCCCUUUCAACCAGACAAUCUCUUGCUCUCUCUCCAGACGUCUCUACGCAAUGUCCGAGCAACUUUCGGAGAGAAAAGCAUCCAGUACCGCGAGAUCAAGCAUAUGGUCGACGAAUACAUGGCCAAACUGGCUAUGGAAGGGCUGUCGAUAUCUUCGAGCGAACAACAACACCUUGACGAGCAUAUGCAAACAGAUUGAGGGGCAACAGGAAAUGGUUUAAGCUAGAUGAGGAUGGUCAAAUUGGAUAGAGACAUUACGACAUCUGGGCAUCGUGUCUCUAGUCAGAAGAGCAAGGGAAGCCACCAACUCGGGUAUGCAAAUUGGUAGAAAAAGAAAGAAGAGUUAGUGAAUAUUGGCAAUAUCAUAUGCAACAGGGAUCACUUCAAAUUAAUGGACCGAUGGAAAAAGACUGAGAUGCGUUGUGCAUAUUGC